AUGUAAAUAGAUAUAAUGUCUACCACCGGCAAAAAGAAGUCUUCUUCAUCGGUGGUAAAAUCCUUGGCCAUUUUUGAGCCUAACGCUUUACAGAAUCAACAUGUCUUGAAGAGGGACCCUUUUCUACUGUCUUUAUCGAGCACAAAGCAUUUCUGCUCUCCUGAAAAUAGCGGUGGAUUGGACCUGAAGGCGGCUUCCUUCAGUCAGGAUUUAUGCAUUGCUGACAACGUUCUCCAGAGGUUAGAUUGUGCUUCCCAAAAAAUCUGAUCUAUGGAAAGAAAUAUUGAACUCUUGAAGAAAAUGGAAGAAACUGGCAAGACACUACCGGCUGCCACAUCAAAAAAGUUAACGAGGUCUGAUAUGAAGCUCGUACGCACAGACCUUAAAAAGAAGUUCUCCGAAAUGGCGAAGAAUGCUGAACAGCAUAAACCAAGAUUAGAAGACAUUGAACAAGGGAUUCUAGAGGUUCAGGAAGAUAUUGGCUCUUUGGAAGGGGAAUUAAAGACUUCUACGCUCACUGAUCCAAUAUGCAGGAAAGAAGCUCCUUAUAAGCUCCUCAGAGGUGGUGGUAGUUUGAAAAAAGAUAAGUCAGAAAGUUGUUUCAGAAUGCAGAUGUUCUCAGAUAAAAAGGAAACAUCGUUCAGCAAAUGGAAUGGAAAGGAAAAGUCGUAUCUUACUGCAAAGGGAACAAAAUCUAUAAAAAAGAAAAAAAUGCCCGAUUCCUCAGUUCUAGAUGGAUCUGAUGAGAAGCCAGAAUCACAUCCUCAUACAGAAAAGGUCCAUAAGCUCAACAAGGAGAAUACAGGGAAGGCAAACACGUUUGUUGUUCAGAGAAAUUCCCCCAAAUCUCGUGACUCUUACGAGGCUAAAGGGUGUGCAGAGAGACGUCAUAGCAACAGUUGGAAAAGUUCUCUGCAGAAGACCUCAGGAAAGAGUCCAGUGGAAGUGAAUGCAAAUGAAGCUAACCAAAGUCAAAAUAACCCAGAUACAGAAGGUGAUGAUCCAGGACUUGUGAAGAAGCAUGACGGAUCUCAAGGAAGUCUAGGAAAGGUGGUAGAAGCUGACAAAAGAAAAGAUAUUACCAGGGAUGAAAAAGCAGGAACAUCAGAAAAAACAUCUCAAAGAAAAAAAUCGAUAGAAGAUGCAGAUAUCAAGCAUAAAGGAAAUGAAAAAGCUUCAUUCCUUCUGAAAGAUGAGCAAACCAGCAGCAGCAAGCGUCGUGUGAAUGAGGGAAGUUUUCUCAAAGAUGUCAACAAAAACAGCAGAGUGUAUGUAGUGAAGGCCAGCAGUGGACUUAAACCAAAAGAAGCAGCGAAGCCAAAAACAACAGAACUUGCCUUACCUGGAAAAACAGUUGCGUCUAAAUCAACAGCUGCCAACAAGAACAAAGUGAAGCAAGAAACUUCAAAGGGGGAUAAUUUUAUAAUUGAUAACAUGCCGUCAAUUCCUGCUCCUUUUGAUCACAGGAUGAUCAAAGCAAAAGGAACUGGGAUCGGAAGCUUCUAUCAAAUCUUCAAGAAUGAAGUUUUGGGAGGAGGACGAUUUGGCCAGGUGCAUAAAUGUGAAGAAAAGGAGACAGGCCUCAAAUUAGCAGCCAAAAUUAUAAAAGCCAGAAGCAUAAAGGAAAAAGAUGAAGUGAAGAAUGAGAUUAAUAUCAUGAAUCAAUUGACCCACAUGAACAUCAUUCAGCUAUAUGAUGCUUUUGAAUCAAAAAAUGAUGUUAUCCUUGUUAUGGAAUAUGUGGAAGGAGGAGAACUGUUUGAUCGGAUUCUUGAUGAGAACUCCAACUUGACGGAGAUGGAUGCUGUCUUUUUCAUAAAGCAAAUCUGUGAAGGGAUUCAGUACAUGCAUCAAAUGUAUAUUCUCCAUUUGGACUUGAAGCCUGAGAAUAUCUUGUGUGUGAAUCGAGAGGAAUAUCAAAUAAAGAUUAUUGACUUUGGGCUGGCAAGAAGAUACAAACCAAGGGAAAAGCUUAAGGUCAACUUUGGCACUCCAGAAUUUCUUGCUCCUGAAGUUGUGAACUAUGAUUUUGUUUCUUUUCCAACUGAUAUGUGGAGCAUUGGUGUCAUUGCCUACAUGUUGAUUACUGGAUUAUCUCCUUUUCUGGGUGAUGAUGAUAAUGAGACUUUGAACAACAUCCUGGCUUGUAGGUGGGACUUUGAAGAUGAAGAAUUUGAAAAUGUGUCUGAAGAAGCCAAAGAUUUCAUCUCUAAGCUUCUUAUCAAAGAAAAAUGCUGGAGAAUAAGUGCAGGUGCAGCUUUAAAACAUCCUUGGUUGUCCAACCAAACACUCCAUUGCAAACUGGAAGCUAAGAAGAAGAAGAAAUGUUCUUCUCCAUCUUAAGCACCUGUGGUUCUAUAACAUCUCUCAGAACUGAAAGGAGAAGCUGCUGUGUAAUCACUGUUUUUGUGAUGUUUGGAAACACAGAUGAGUUUUUCUGAGGCUUCACCUUCCUCUCCUACUCCCCGAGAUGACUUGAGGUUUUUACUAAGUGGACCAACAACCACUUGAGCUGCAGGAUUUACAUCCCAGUAGUGCCGAGCUACUUUCUUCUUCCCCUGCUUUCUUUAAGUCUUCAGUGUCAAUUGGUAUUUCCAGGAAAGAAUGCCAUUUGAAGACAGUACUGAUUUGUGCUUGAGAUUGGUAUCUUCGCUUACAGUCAGCGUGAUAUUUCUGGUGUUUCCAGAAGUUUUAGCUGUUGAAAGUACGGUGAGAUGAACAGACUCCUGCUCAGCAACAGAGGUUGACUUUGAUUUUGUGAUGGCUGCUUUCAAAACUACUGCAUUGAAAAACAUGCUGUUAGAAAAAAAUGGUUGAAACUAUGUGUGAUGUGUAAUGGUUCAGAGAAGGUGGUCUCCCUUUUCCCUGCAAACACAGAAUGACUCUGCUAUUGUCAUGCGUGAACGACAUGAUAAGAUGUUCCCUGGAAUAUCUUCUCCAUGCCUGCUGCUAACAUAUAGUAAUGUUCUAAUAUCGUUUAAAGAGGGAACUUUGGAAAAAGUUGCAUUUGGCAAAGAUGGGUCUCGAAUGCAGGUUUUUCUUUCAUUUAGUUUGAAUUUGCUAGUGAAUUGUGAAUCUUCUUCAUAGACUUUGAAUGUUUCUACCGUAUUUAAAAUUGCCAUAGGUUAAAAACAAGUGGACUCUCCAAGUUUCUGAAAGCUGGUGCAGUGAAGGAUUGGGAGUUUACAAAUGGGAGCUGUGAAUAGAUAGAAACUCCCCUAGUGACCUUAGGCAAUAAGCUGUCUCUCAGCUUUAGCUCCCUGGGUGUUUGCAAAGGGGGUUGUGGGUUGGGGUGGAGGAGUCGGGUGGAGUGGAGUGGGCAAAGGGAACUAAAGAUGUCCUAUGCUUCAUGAUAUCUUUUUUUUAAUUUCUUUUUGUCACAACAGUAUACACAAACAAUUGUCAUAGAUAAAACAACAUAUCUUGAAGAAAAUAUAUAUAUUUAAGUAAAAAAUAUGCAUCAACUAUAUCAAUUUGGAACAAUAGGACAGGAACGGUAGGCACUUUUGUGCUCUUAUGCACGCCCCGUCAUGCAAGUGAAGGAACAUGAUCUGUACUCUUUGUGAAAUGACAUCAUGCUGCAUGUGACAUAUUGUUGCAUGCACUGGAUGUCUCUGCUCAGCCCAUCAUCUCAACAUUGUCCCAGCUUCUGCCAACCUAGCAGUUCGAAAGCACGUAAAAAAUGCAAGUAAAAAAAUAGGACCACCUUUGGUGGGAAGGUAACAGCGUUCCCUGCACCUUUAGCAUUUAGUCAUGCCGGCCACAUGACCAUGGAGACAUCUUUAGACAGUGCUGGCUCUUCGGCUUUAAAACGGAGAUGAGCACCGCCCCCUAGAGUCAGGAACGACUAGCACGUAUGUGCGAGGGAAACCUUUACCUUUACCUUAAUAAGUUAUAGUAGAAUUUUGUCAAGGGAACUGUAAACUAAAUGGAGUGAAGAAUUAGUUGCACAGGGAUAUAAUUGUCAGUGGUUCUCUUAUUUACAAUUAUUAGAAAGGGUUCAAGUAGACAAAAGAAUUUAUAGUUUUGGACAUGGUAAGACUGAGUCUGAAACAGAACUGCACCAAAAUUAGUUUAGUAAGGCAAUUGUUAAAUCAUAUAAGUGUUUAUUGAUGUUUGAAACAGGCGAAAACAAAUGAAAGAAUUAUGAUAAAGUAGGCAAAAAUGUUGGAUAUAAUACACAGAUGGAAUAAUGGAAAAAUAUGUUGCUGAAAGGUUUGAAAUUUACCUUAUAUUAUAAUCUUAAAAUGAUUUUUUAUAAAAUGAUGUACCAUAAGUAUAUGUACCAUUGAGAUCUAUCUAUCUAUCUAUCUAUCUAUCUAUCUAUCUAUCUAUCUAUCUAUCUAUCUGUCUGUCUGUCUGUCUGUCACCUAUCCUUCAAAUUUAUGUUGGAAGCAUGAACAACAAGAGGGGACAUUUUAUUAUGUUUAGUGGAUGUGUAAAAAGUUAGAAAAUUCUGGAUCCAAACCCAUACAUUGAUUCAGUGGAUUUUCAAGAUUAAUAUAAAAUUGAAAACAGAGGGGUUUUUUGAGGGAAUUGAUGGACAAAAGUUAUGGAAUGUUGUUGUACAGUAUAAUUGCAGUAAAAUUAUUGUAUGCACAAAAAUGGAAAUAUAUGGCAUUAUCCCAGCGGAAGAAUGAUUGAUGAAAAUGAUGGAACUUACCAAGAUGGCUAAAUCAAUUUCUUUGAUCAGACAAAGUAUCUAUGUUUGUUGCUAACUGGAAUCUUUAUAGAAUUUUUUGUGUAAAAACAGGAAAAAAAUGAACUUAUUAUUUAUGAUUUAAAUGAUUAGACAGAAUGGAUUACAGAGAGGAGACUGUUAUGUUGUAAUCAUACAGAAAGAAGUAGAUUGAUCAUUGUACUUGUAACUGCUGUAAAGAAGAUUGGAAGCUACGUCUGUAUGUUUUUCUUUCUUUUUUAUUUUUGUUUUACCUUUUUUCCCUUUCUUGCAGUUUAACUUUUUCUUCAAUUUAUUUCUUUAUCUUUAUCUUACUUUAUAUCAGUUUGUAUUUAUUUUCAUUUUCCUUUUUAAAAAACCUUUAAUAAAAUUAUAAUAUUACCACAGCUACAUCUGGUCUACCUGCUUAGUUGUAAACUCAGCUGAAAUAAGAUACUAGAAAUUGUAUGCUAUAAAUACAUGCAUGCACACGCAUCUACAUGUGGGUUUCUCUAUAAACAAUGCAGGUUAACAAACAUCCAAAGCUAAUAACAAAAAAAAAACAUCUUGUGUACUAACAAAGAAAAAAACCCAAAUAUGAAAUAGAUUUAACAUUAUUUUUUUAUUUUUUUCUGUUCUGUAUUUUAUCUUUGGUGAUAAAAGAAAAAUAAAUGUGUUUACAAAAAACCCUGCAGAAUCAAUUAUCAGUGAGUGGGAAUUUAUAUUAGCUGCAUUACUAAACAAUUCCCUCCAAAUGUACACUGCCUAAGGAAUUAAAAUAUUAUGAAUUUGGUUGUUUGGAUAAGUUGUGAGAGAUCAGUAUCUAUUUUACCAAAUAGCAAAAAAAAAAAAAAAAGUCUUAGGGCAGUUUCUUGGGGAAAAAUAUUUUGUUUCCUUGAGGCUGAUUAUUUCUUUAUCCAACUUCAUAAGACCUUUGGCUAUAGAAAAAUAAUCUCUGAGGAAAUAGAUUUAUAAAGGAUUUUGCAUCACAUAAUGCGCCAGAAGAUAAGGAGAAAGUAAAUAUAUGCUAUGAGUCAAGGGAAUGUCUGCUAAGAGAUCCUGCAAAUCCAAUCCUUACCUGUUCAGUUAAUAAAUGGACACCAACUUGGUUGGGGUGUGUAUGUUCAUUUAAAGAAAUAAUGUUAAGAAACAUUACAUUUGCUAUUUCUACCAUAAACCUAUCUCUACCCAUUGUUUUUAAUUACGUGUAGCUAAUUAAGUCCAGGACUGUCCACAGGAAGAGAGCCCCCCCAAAAGUCAAUAUGAUUUAUAUUGAUAUAUUGACCAUCAAUUGUGUUGUAAAUGUUGUACCUUGAUGAACGUAUCUUUUCUUUUAUGUACACUGAGAGCAUAUGCACCAAGACAAAUUCCUUGUGUGUCCAAUCACACUUGGCCAAUAAAAAUUCUAUUCUAUUCUAUUCUAAAAAUAUGGUACACAACCAUUAAAUAAAAGCCUCUACCCCUUU
Molecule: messenger RNA, 6123 nt
Organism: Ahaetulla prasina
Lineage: Eukaryota; Metazoa; Chordata; Lepidosauria; Squamata; Colubridae
Gene: MYLK4
Product: myosin light chain kinase family member 4
Biological process (GO): intracellular signal transduction; positive regulation of apoptotic process; protein phosphorylation
Cellular component (GO): nucleus; cytoplasm
Molecular function (GO): protein serine/threonine kinase activity; ATP binding
Source: RefSeq, a predicted model, not a curated record